Paraphaeosphaeria sporulosa is the source of this 1071-nucleotide messenger RNA. RefSeq lists its product as uncharacterized. The coding region runs from base 8 to 973 and encodes 321 amino acids. The transcript has 2 exons. Gene Ontology annotation, biological process: ubiquinone biosynthetic process. Lineage: Eukaryota; Fungi; Ascomycota; Dothideomycetes; Pleosporales; Didymosphaeriaceae. The record is from RefSeq and is a predicted model, not a curated record. Gene Ontology annotation, molecular function: methyltransferase activity.
AGCAAACAUGAACGCGCAAUCAGCCACAGUUUUGUUCAGGAGGCAAUUACUUGCAGGCGGUAGGCGCGGGGCGGGAGCAGCCGGGCGGGAGCAGUACAGGUGCUUCUCGCGUACCACGAGGCAAUCACAGCAGCCGCAAACGCCACCGAAAACUACGCAGAAUCGGGAUGGAACCACUCACUUUGGGUUCGAGACGGUCGCAGAGGCCCUCAAGGAACAGAAGGUGCGCGGCGUCUUCUCGUCUGUGGCCUCCUCGUACGACACCAUGAACGACCUCAUGUCCAUGGGCAUCCACCGGCUUUGGAAGGACCACUUCGUACGAAACCUCAACCCCGGACGCAACCCCCUCACAUCCGCACCGUAUGAGCAGAAGGGCUGGAACAUCCUCGACAUUGCUGGCGGUACUGGCGACAUCGCCUUCCGCAUGCUCGACCACGCAUCGACGAUCAACCACGAUGCGCACACCAAAGUCACCGUCGCAGACAUCAACCCAGACAUGUUGGCUGAGGGAAGGAAACGCGCGCUCGAGACACCAUAUGCGCGGUCUCCGCGCCUCCAAUUCAUCGAAGCGAAUGCGGAGAAGCUGGACAUGAUUCCGGACAGCAGCAUCGACCUCUACACCGUCGCCUUCGGCAUCAGGAACUUCACGCACAAGGAGGAAGCGAUACGGGAAGCGUACCGGGUGUUGAAGCCGGGCGGUGUCUUCGCCGUGCUUGAGUUCUCCAAGGUCAACAACGGGCUAUUCGAUGCUGUAUACAAGCGUUGGAGUUUCAGCGCGAUUCCAUUGAUAGGACAGUUGGUUGCUGGCGACAGGGAUAGCUACCAAUACCUCGUGGAGAGCAUCGAGAGAUUCCCGAGCCAGACGGAGUUCAGGGAUAUGAUUAAAGAUGCUGGCUUCCUGGUACCAGGGCAAGGGUGGGAAGACCUGACCGGCGGCAUUGCAGCGAUACACAAGGGCGUGAAGCCGGCGUGAUCGCGUUGUUUACAUAUGCACAACUGUAAUUUCACAUGUACACUUCAUGUAUUGGGGACAUAGAACAAAGAAAUGGAGUGCCAAUCGAUAGAGGACAC